Molecule: messenger RNA, 5068 nt
Organism: Antechinus flavipes (yellow-footed antechinus)
Lineage: Eukaryota; Metazoa; Chordata; Mammalia; Dasyuromorphia; Dasyuridae
Gene: ELOA
Product: elongin A
Exons: 11
Coding region: 119-2473 (784 amino acids)
Biological process (GO): transcription elongation by RNA polymerase II
Cellular component (GO): nucleus; elongin complex
Source: RefSeq, a predicted model, not a curated record
AGCGCUGUGUAGGCGGCGCGGGAGGUACGCUCCCCUUUCCCUCACCCUCUCCCCCUUCCCUUGGCCGUGGAGGCGCCGCGAGCCCAGUCCCGGCGAGGAGGCCGUGCCAGUGACCACCAUGGCGGCGGAGUCGGUCCUGGAAGUGGUGGAAAGGCUGCAGUCGAGACUGGCCGGGAAUCCCGAACCGAAGAAGCUACUAAAACAUCUGAAGAGACUCUCAGACUUACCUAUCACCGUGGACAUUCUGGCGGAAACAGGUGUCGGGAAAACAGUGAAUGGCUUACGGAAACAUGAGCAAGUAGGAGGCUUUGCCAAAGACUUAGUGGCCCGAUGGAAGAAGUUAGUCCCUGUUGCUCAGGAGGUUGAAAGGAAUAUUGAGCCUGAGGAGCAAGACCUUGAGAGAAGUAGCUCUAGAAAACGUCCCCGAGAUGUUUUUCCCAAGGAGGAGGAAAUGGAGGAGGAAUAUCAGGAAAACUGGAAGGCCUCUUGUAGCCAGCCACACAGUCCUGACUACCGGGAGAAAAAGCAUCGAAAGCUUUCAGAGUUUGAUAGAAUGCCCAAGGCCUCACAUAGUGGUGAGACAAGAGAAGAAAGAAAGCGAUGGAAUAAAACCUCCCCACUGUACACAUCCGAUCAGGAGCUAUCCGACAGUAGUCAUGUUCACUCACCUCAGCCUUCCACAAGCCCUCAGCAGUUAUCUAUGGACUAUGAUCAACUCCCUGAAGAGGAGGAGGAACAGCCAGUACCACAUCGGAAGGCUGGCAAAAGCCAUAGUCAUGCCUUUCAGGAUCGAGGCUUAAAUAGCCAAGAGAGACGCUUGGGUGAACCCCAGGAUAGAGGCUCUGUGAGUCGGAGCAAAGAGCACAAAACUUCACAGAAGGAAAAGCAUCGCUUGGAUACAAGAGAGGAAAAGACCUUUAGUUUGGGUCGAGACAAAGUGUCUAAGGCUGUUUCUCGAGAAGAGGGCCGAAGGUCUCCCUCAGGAACCAGUACCAAGGAGAAGCAGACACUGUCUAGUGCUGCCAAGAAAGAGAGGGACAAAGAAAGCGGCGGUAGCAAGAAGAAGUUUUUACCUCCCUUGGAGGUGGCUUCUGUCAACCAUACGAAAAAAGCAAAGCACAAGGAUGUACAAAAAUCCAAAUUGGAAAAGACCAAGCUUAGUGGGGACAGCUUUGAUGUGGGGAAAUGGGAGGGAGAAUUUUCUCCCAAGCCAAAAGAGAAAGGGGGGUCUAACAGCUUAAAGAUGCGGGAAGGAAAAUCCAAAGCCUCUAACUCGGACAGAAAACCAUCGAGUCACUUUUCAGGGGCUGGAGAGACAGAUGUGGAUGAUGACUAUGAACAGCCCACCAUGUCUUUUGAAUCAUACCUCAGCUACGACCAGCCCCAGAGGAAAAAAAAGAAGGUUGUUAAAACUACAACUGGGGUUCGUGCAGAGAAAAGUCACAGUAAGCAGAACGGUUCCAAAGCUGAUCAUAAAAACUCUAAUAAUGCCAUUCAGAAACUCCCUAAGAUGAAUGAGAGCAAGGCAGAAAAGCAACAUUCUGGAACCAGCUCUGCCAAACUAAAAAAGGUCUCCACUGAUGUGACCCCAACAUUACCAGACAUCCCCUUGCCUACCAUUCAGGCCAAUUAUCGUCCACUUCCUUCUCUUGAAUUGAUUCCCUCCUUUCAGCCAAAGAGGAAAGCAGUCUCCUCACCCCAUGAAGAAGAGGAAGCUGGAUUUACUGGACGUAGGAUGAAUUCAAAGAUGCAAGUCUAUUCCGGUUCCAAGUGUGCCUACCUACCGAAGAUGAUGUCCUUGCACCAGCAGUGCAUCAGAGUCCUCAAUAAUAACAUAGACUCAAUUUAUGAAGUUGGGGGUGUUCCCUAUUCUGUACUUGAACCAGUUUUGGAAAGAUGUACUCCUGAGCAACUCUAUAGAAUUGAGGAGUGCAACCAUGUGUUAACUGAAGAGACUGAUCAGCUGUGGAAAAUUCACUGCCAUCGAGACUUUAAGAGAGAGAGACCAGAGGAAUUUGAGUCUUGGAGGGAGAUGUAUCUUCGACUCCAAGAUGCUCGGGAGCAGCGACUGCUCCUCUUGACUGAGAACAUCCGAUCAGCUCACGCCAACAAACCCAAAGGCCGACAAGCAAAGAUGGCCUUUGUCAAUUCUGUGGCCAAGCCGCCUCGUGAUGUCAGGAGACGGCAGGAGAAAUUUGGGACCGGAGGAGCAGCUGUUCCUGAAAAGAUCAAGAUCAAGCCCGCCCCCUACACUUCCAGCAGUGGCUACACCUGCAGCAGUGGCAGCAGCAGCUACAGCAACAGCACCGAGGAAGGGCAGCCCUACGACGGCCCGAGCACCAGCAGCGCCCACUCAGCCCCAGCAGUCAGCAGCACGGUGUCUUACGACCCCAGGAAACCGCCCGUAAAAAAAAUUGCCCCAAUGAUGGCCAAGACGAUCAAGGCAUUCAAGAACAGAUUCUCCCGGAGAUAAAAAAAAAAAAAAAAAAAAAAAAAACCUUCCUUGAAGAUGGAAAAGGAAGAGGAGGAAGGGGAAGAGAGGGAGUAAAGCUCACAGGAGUCUCUGUUUGGCUCCAUAGAGCCAGUUGCUAUCACAUGCAUCUCCAAAACCUGCCCAAGGAUUGACAGAACCAUUUCUUCAGGUGUAGUGCCUGUAAACUACCUGCACACAGCCCCUGCCUCCCUGCCCAGAGAGCACUUGAGACUUAUAAAGAAAGAUGUGAAGCCUUGGGCCUCCCGAGGAUUUUAAGGUCAAUUCAACCUUGUUAGCAAACCUCUUUGUAAACUAUGAAAAAUAGUUUUAAUUAAUAAAUAUUUCCCCAGAUUGUAUUUAUAAUACCCCCAGUAUUUUUUCCUCCUUUCUCUGUCUCUGUCUUUCCCUCUCUCUUUUUCUCUGUCUCUCUUUCACACAUACACACACACACACACAUUCUCUCUCACACCCCUACCUUAUAUUGUUUUAGACUGCUUUCUUUCCUACCAUUGAGUUAGAAUGCAAGUCUGAUCAGUCAAGGCCAGAAGAUCCCCUGAACUCAGCUCAGUCACCAUCUCUUCUCAGGGUGGGAUGCUGUUCCAGAGGAAAAACUGGCCCUCCCCUCCCACCUAAAGGCCCCCAUCCCCCAGGGAGCCUCCAUGGUGCCUGUUGUGUGUGUGUUGGAAAAGCCUUGGGAGUCCUUCGAUGCUUCCUUACAGGGCAGUUUGCCUCUCCCUGGAUAGCUCUAGGAUCUUGAAAACUGUUACCGCGUUCUUGUUUGUUAACCCCAGGUGGGAGAUUUUCCUGGUGUUGCUUUUCAGUUCCUGUACAGAUGCUUAUCUUGCGUUCUCACUUAUUGUCAUCAAAUAGUAUUUAUUAAGGCGCUUAUUUGGGAAAGUGAGUGACUCUUUCCUCAACCCUCUUGAUCUAUCCUAUUGUGCUUUGAGUAUUAGUGCAAGACAUACAUCCUGGGGGAAAAACUUUGAUUUGCACAGCUUGUCCCUUCCCACUCUUCCAUCCCCUUAAGCAAUUUCAGAAUUUUCCAUUUCUGCCUCAAACAGUUUUAAAAGAUUUUUUUCUAUUCACUCUUUCUCCCUGCUCAAGGGUGGAAACAGGCAGCUACGUGUUUCCAGAUUUCAUAUAGCCCAGGAAAAAAUUUCCUGCUUUUUUAAAGUUAGGCACUUUAAUCUCUUUGCUCCACGUGAAUUUUUGCUGGAAGUGAGUGGUUUUAAAAGAGUAGUGUGUUUGAAGGGUUUAAAAAGAAAAUGGUAAGAUCCUGUGUUAAAAGAGCACAGUUAACUUUCUGGAAAUUUUUAUAGCUCACAAUGGUCAACACACAGAGCAUGAGCCCCUGCCUUUGGAGGGAAAGAUUUGACUAGAAUGAGACCUUUGCUGCCCAUUUGUCUGGAAACUAAAAGGAAUCUGACGCUAGUGGCUUGUGUAAUGCCAAAUAGAAAUUGUGGCAGUAGCAGCAUAGUCUGAGAUGUUGGAGGAGGAGUUGAGAACCAUGGACCCUGUAAAGUCAAACCAGAGUGCCACCCGGGAGUUAGGCUUGCAGACAGGAACUCUGGAAAUUGCACAUUUAGUUGCUAAAAGCUCAGCUACAAAAAGCACCAAGAUCAGAGAGGAACCAGACACACUUUGUUCUCCCCUUCUCUCACCCCUCGCUUCUGCUGAGGGGGGGACCCAGCUAAACAAACCGGAAUAACCAAUCCAAGCACCUCCUGUCAGCCUGGGAAGGCGGCAGGGCCAGGACCCUUUCUGACACAUUUGGAAAUGCCCUGAAAAGCCGCCAUCGCUUCUGGCUUAGAGGUUCCAGGGAGGCGAGCAUUGGACAAGGUGCAGCAGUCUCCAUGCAGGUGCUUCCACGCCCCCCGGCCACAUCAAUCAGUGGUCUUGGUCUGUACUUCGAGGAUAACGAGAGUUUCUUCUGUGCUUUAUGGCUCCUGUUUCUCCUCCACCCCCAUCUCCCUUCUUUACUGGCAUGACCUCUUGAAGGUGGGGGGGUCACCCUCUGGGUCCCCCAUCUCAAGUCUGUUAUAAACUGUUUAGGGAUUUUGCCGCUGAAAGCUUUCGUGAUGUCAGAUUCAGCCGUGGCAAGUUCCCCUACACAGUGGCUUUUGGAUGGGAGAGAUUUUGAAAGGGAUUCUGGCACCCGGUGGGGGAUCCCCGCAAUAUCUUUGGGCUGCCAUUUUAACAGGCUUCCAGGCAGCCCUGCUCACCACCAGAGGGGGAUGGGGGCAAGGAAGGAGCCAAGCCAAGUGAGCCUCUGUGAAUGGUAAACUGAUGCCUCGGCCUUCCUGAGCCUUCCCUUGUGCAAUUCUAAUGUUCUGUGCUCACUCCAUGCAGACCGCCAAAGUCAUCCUCUGUGAUCUGUUGUGUGUGGGGGGGCUUCUUGGGGACUUUGGUUUUUGUUUGGGGUGGGAGGGGGGAGUCAGGUGUUGGCCUACUCUGCAUUUGUAUUUUGGUCCCCAGAUGUAAAUAGAAUUUUCUAUGUUACUUUUUUGUGGUAACUACCAAGAUGAAUAUUUUAAUUAGAUAAGUUAUAUGAAAAGGAACAAAAAUUCCAUGUCUCAAUAAAAAGAAAAUACUAGA